AAGAAAUACGCACCCCCCACCCCCACAAUCCCACAACAUGACACCACAACCAAGCCUAUCCUCCAUCCUCCAAGCCGGGAGCAUCGAUCUCGCGCCAUACGAGGACCUCUACAAGCAUUUCCACUCGCACCCCGAGCUAUCCCUGCAAGAGAAAGCGACGUCCGAGAAGAUCGCCGCGCAUCUAUCCUCGCUCCAGGCGUACGAAAUCCACACCCACAUCGGCGGCCAUGGGCUGGUCGGGGUGCUCAAGAACGGCGACGGAAAGACCGUUCUCCUGAGGGCGGACAUGGAUGCGCUGCCGGUCAAAGAACUCACGGGGCUGCCGUACGCGAGCACAGUGACGAUGCGCGACCGCGACGGGGUCGAGAAGCCCGUGAUGCAUGCGUGCGGACACGACAUGCACAUCACCUGUCUUCUGGCCGCGGCGGAGCUGCUGGCGAGGACCCGGCACGCGUGGCGCGGGACGCUGCUCGUGCUGUUCCAGCCGGAUGAAGAACGGGGCGGCGGCGCGCAGGCCAUGGUCGAUGAUGGGCUGUACUCGAAGGUUCCUCUCCCGGACUACGUCUUUGGGCAGCAUGUGAUGCGGUUGCGGGCGGGGAGCGUGGGCUCGCGUCCCGGCACGAUCAUGGCGGCGGCGGAUAGCAUGAGAAUCACCCUGUUCGGCCGCGGGGGACAUGGCUCCCAGCCGCACCAGACCGUCGAUCCGGUGCUUCUGGCGGCCCAUGUGGUGGUUCGCCUGCAGAGCAUCGUGAGCAGGGAGAUCGAUCCCACCGAUCUCGCCGUCUUGACGGUCGGGAGCCUGCAAGCCGGCCAAACAGAGAAUAUCAUCGCGGAUCGCGCCGAGAUUGGGAUCGAUUUCCGCACCGUGAAGCCCGAGACCAGGCAGAAGAUCAUCUCAGCCGUGAAGCGCGUUGUCGAGGCGGAGUGCAUGGCCAGUGGCUCGCCCAAGCCGCCUGUGUUCACCCCGACGAGGCGGUUUCCGCCCACGUCGAACGAUCAAGCAGUGGCGUCGAAGCUGGCUGCGUCCUUUGGGGCCCAUUUCGAGGACGCCUUUGAUCCUGAUACCCCCAGAACCAAUGUCAGUGAAGACUUCUCGACCCUGGGUACUUCGCAGGAUCUUCCGUGCUGCUUUUGGUUCGUGGGGGGCGUGGAUCCCCACGUCUGGGAUAAAGCCCAGGCGAAUGACUCUCUUAUGGCCGACAUCCCGGGCAAUCACUCGGCGCUUUUCGCCCCAGUGAUCCAGCCAACUAUGAAAGCGGGCGUGGAUGCCUUGUGUCUGGCCGCUUUGACUUUUUUGAAAUAGAGAAAUUGUUCUCUCUCUCUCUCUCUAUCGGCUAUUAUAAACCCCCACCCC
Aspergillus heteromorphus CBS 117.55 is the source of this 1354-nucleotide messenger RNA. RefSeq names its product M20 family metallopeptidase. The transcript has a single exon. The coding region runs from base 38 to 1303 and encodes 421 amino acids. The record is from RefSeq and is a predicted model, not a curated record. Lineage: Eukaryota; Fungi; Ascomycota; Eurotiomycetes; Eurotiales; Aspergillaceae. Gene Ontology annotation, molecular function: hydrolase activity.